Glycine soja is the source of this 525-nucleotide messenger RNA. RefSeq lists its product as uncharacterized. The record is from RefSeq and is a predicted model, not a curated record. Bases 1 to 387 code for a protein of 128 amino acids. NCBI's taxonomy places the organism in Eukaryota, Viridiplantae, Streptophyta, Magnoliopsida, Fabales, Fabaceae. The transcript has 2 exons.
AUGGCUACUCCACCUGCCUCGCCUCCUCCUCCUCUUCCUCUUCCUCCUCCUCCUGCAGACGCAUCAGUGUCUCUAUUUACGUUGAAGCGGACACGCAAGGCGACACAGCUACGAUCAUUGGCCACUAGACCACCUGGGGCAAAAAGACCUAUGGUCAACGUCGAUCCUGCUACCGGCAAGGCCGACGGUCCCCACAAGAAGAAAUUCAGAACAUAUUUGGGGAUUGUCGCUCGUGAUAAGGUCGACGUGACAUAUGACACCUGGAAGGAAGUCCCUACUGGUCAGAAGGAUUUGAUAUGGGAGGAUAUUCAGGCAGAAUUUGAAAUCCCUGAAGCUUCUGACAUUAGGACAAAGAAGAAAAUUCUUCAGACUGUCGGCGAGCACUAGAGGCAGUUUAAAUCUGACUUGACUUGAAAAUAGGCACUUGCAGCCGACAAGGACGGUGUGGACGACAUUGUCUGUGAAAAAUAUGGCAUUAGCAAGGAGAAAUGGGCCCAGUUUUGUCAGACCCACAAAGAUUCCUCA